AUGGUUUUCCGGUUAUCUGGAACCAAGUUUUUAGAUGCGGAACUCUGUUUUCCGUGUGGGCAGUUAAGAAGCAAGGAAGCCAUAAAAGUUGUUCUUACAAAGCCAUUUUCAAUAGAUGGUGAAUCAGAAGCUGAUUACAGGGCUCCCAAUUUGAUCCAAAGAAUACUCUCUCUUUUCAAGAAUGUACGGCCAGGAUCUGAUCUCUCCCACUUCAAGCUGCCACCUCUGUUCAACCUGCCCAAGUCACAUCUUCAAUGCUAUGGGGAACAAGUGUAUUGUACCGGCACCGACAUGCUGACUCGAUGUAACGUUCCCGACAACCCCCUCGAAAGAUUCUUGUCGGUCGUGGCUUUUAGCAUAUCCACGUCUCGUCCUCUCGUAUUCGGGGUCGUCCCUUUCAAUCCAGUUCUCGGCGAGACUCAUCACGUCUCUAGGGCCACACUCAACGUCGUCCUCGAGCAGAUUUCUCACCAUCCGCCGGUUUCGGCACUGCAUGCUACUGACGAGGAACAUAAUAUCGAACUCAUUUGGUGUCAACAAUGCAUCUCCAAGUUCACCGGUGCUUCGGUGGACGCCGAGGUCCGAGGGAAGCGACAACUUAAGCUCCGGAGUCGAGGAGAGACGUAUGAAAUGAACUCCCCCAACCUUUUGAUAAGAUUUCUUCCGUUGCCCGGAGCAGAUUGGGCUGGAAAUGUUGGAGUCAGGUGCAAAGAAACCGGGUUCGAAGCCGAGCUACUAUACGGAUCUAAGUCUUUUCUUGGCCUUAGAGGAACCCACAGAUCAGUUAAAGGAAAGAUCUAUGAAACAUCAACAAAGAAGAUCCUUUUCGAACUUAAUGGCAAUUGGGAUAGAACAGUGACAGUGAAGGACAAUAAUAGUGGGGAGUUGAGGGUUAUCUACAAUUCAGAAGAAGUGUAUUCAGGGCUGAGAACUCCUGUGGUUAAAGAUCUGCAGGGGGUGGAGUCGACCGAAUCGGCAGCCGUGUGGAGCAAGGUAAGUGAGGCUAUAAUGAGUCGAAAUUGGGAGAAAGCGAAAGAGGCGAAGAAUGCAGUCGAGGAAAAGCAGAGGGAAGUGUUGAGAGGAAUGGAGUCCGAAGGAAAAACCUGGGUUCCCCAGCAUUUCGGUUUGAGUUGCAGCAAAGAUGGUGUCUGGGAGUGUUCACCUACUCAACAAUGGGUUCCUCCUGCUCCUAUUGUUGUUCCUCUUACAUAAUCUUAUUUGUAAGAAAAUAAUCAACACAGCCUUAAGCAGCUUAUACUAAAUAAUCAGCACAUAAACGGUUGUAGCGUAAAUGAUUUGUUUCUUAAAAAUCACAUCAUCUUUAAAGAGUU
Messenger RNA from Hibiscus syriacus, 1331 nucleotides. RefSeq names its product oxysterol-binding protein-related protein 4C-like. The record is from RefSeq and is a predicted model, not a curated record. The coding region runs from base 1 to 1212 and encodes 403 amino acids. Gene Ontology annotation, molecular function: sterol binding. The transcript is spliced from 7 exons. NCBI's taxonomy places the organism in Eukaryota, Viridiplantae, Streptophyta, Magnoliopsida, Malvales, Malvaceae. Gene Ontology annotation, cellular component: intracellular membrane-bounded organelle; cytosol; membrane.